AUGCCCAAGCGUACGCUUUUUACGAACAUCACCCCUCUGCCUCCACAGGUGUCGCGUGAAGUUGCGAUCGCCAUGCUUCACAAUCACAAUGAAAUGAUCGAGCUGAACCCCCUCGUCAUCGAGCACCAUUCGAUCAAAACACCCCGCGACGCCCCGGCCGACGAGUUCUUGGACUGUGCCUGGCAGGAGCUGACGGACAAAAUCCACUACCUACCUGGUGGACUUAUGAAGGGAAAGGUCAGCUACAAGGCCUGCUUCCACGACACUCCGUACGGUCUGCAGACACAUAUAUACGCGCCUAUGGGUUUGGACAUCCGGGAGAAAUGGUCUAUUGGAGGCUCUCUGUCCGGAGAACCCCCCGAAGCUCGAGAGCUGGGGUUGGAUGUGCCUCGACAGGGUCUGUAUCUGCGCGAAGACGGGGAUAUGAGGUGUAACAUCCUGUUGACGUCGUUCGUACGCAAGAAUCUGGACAACGCGCACAAGGUGCUGGUGGAACGGAUACUGAAGAAGGCGGAGCGUGUCGAGGAAUAUACCCAGGUGACCGGAGGAUAUCUCAUGACUCCUGCCAGUCCUCGCUUCCAGCCCGGCUCUCACAUGGCCAACUCACAAAUGCUCACAUCACCAAUCGGCCCGAGACCACCGCAUUCGCCUCAGAUGCUGUCGCCUCAGCAGAACCCGGGCUGGCAGACCAUGGCGAAUCAUCCUGCCUUCCGGCCGGACGAAAAGCGAUACAGUACAAUGAGCCUCCCGCCGUAUCAACCCAGUUACCAACAACAGCAACAACACAUGAGCUAUUACGCUCCGACACAACAGCACCCGCAACAGCAACAAGCAGAACCCUCUAAACAGUUCAUGGCCGAAUUACCUGGCUCGACAUUUCACGCUGGGCAUCUCGCUCCGCCGGUGCAGCCCCACAGUCCCCCCCUUUCCGACAGCCGGAUGAGCAUGGUGUCCGAGUUGUCGGGCGGUUCAGAGGGGACAGCCAGGGGCUCUCCCAAUCCGCAGGCACUGUCAGAACGAUCGAGUAUGAUAUCGGAGGUGCCGAGUCCUUACAAACAUCACUCGCAGGAGAACACAGUCGAAGGAACCCACUCUGUGUCUGACCGGACAAGCAUGAUCUCCGAACUGCCCUCGGCGCAAAAUAAUGUGCACGUCUCCCAGUUGCGCCGGUAA
Molecule: messenger RNA, 1173 nt
Organism: Capronia coronata CBS 617.96
Lineage: Eukaryota; Fungi; Ascomycota; Eurotiomycetes; Chaetothyriales; Herpotrichiellaceae
Exons: 1
Coding region: 1-1173 (390 amino acids)
Source: RefSeq, a predicted model, not a curated record